AUGCAAAGCGAAAUCUGGCUGCUAUGGGCGACGCUUUCCGCCGCGCUCCUUUACUACCUGAGGAACGUAGCCCGCCGGGGCACCGGACGGCUACCUCCGGGUCCCAGGCCGCUCCCGGUCCUCGGCAACCUACUGGACCUACGAGGCAACCUCCACCACACGCUGGCGCGUCUCGCGCUCGCCCAUGGCCCUGUAAUGAUGCUCAAGCUUGGCAUCACGGCCACAGUUGUAGUCUGCUCGCGUGACGCCGCGAGGGAGGCCUACACCAAGUACGACCGGCACCUCGCCGGGCGUGCCAUUCCGGACGUGGCAAACGCUCUCGGCAACUCCAAGCGGUCCAUGAUAUGGCUGCCAGGCUCUGACCCGCUCUGGCAGACACUGCGUGGCAUCGUGGCCUCGCACAUAUUCUCCCCCCGCGGCCUCGCCAUGGUGCGUGGCGUACGCGAGCGCAAGGUGCGCGACAUGCUGGUCUACUUCCGCCACCGUGCAGGUCAAGAAGUGGACGUCGGGCAUGGCGUGUAUGGGGGCGUGCUGAACCUCAUGUCGAGCGCCUUCUUCUCUGUGGAUGUGGUCGACCUGGGCGGCGAGUCCGCCCAUGGGUUACGGGAACUGGUGGAGGACAUCAUCACGGCUCUCGCGAAGCCCAAUGUCUCUGACAUCUUCCCUUUCCUCCGGCCACUCGACUUGCAAGGGUGGCGUCGAUGGGUGGCGGGGCGCUACGGGAAAGUCUUCGGCAUACUUGAUGACAUAAUUGGCCGACGUUUGUCUUUGCCAGGUGCCCUAACCACCAAGGGCAAGCACAAGCACGGCGACUUCCUGGACUCGCUGCUGGAGCUCGUUUCCAUAGGCAAGAUCGGCCGCGACAUGGCGACAACCAUGCUGUUCGACGUCUUCGCCGCCGGGACCGACACAAUCGCCAUCACCAUAGAGUGGGCGAUGGCCGAGCUGCUUCGGAACCCGCGCGUCAUGGCCAAGGUGCGCGCGGAGAUGGACGUCAAACUCGGCGGCAAGGACACCAUCGAGGAGCCCGACGCAGCGAACCUGCCCUACCUACAGGCCGUGGUAAAGGAGGUGAUGCGACUGCACCCGGUGUCGCCGAUUCUGUUGCCUCACCAGGCCGUAGAGGACGGCGUGGAGAUUGGUGGGUACACCGUGCCCAAGGGCUCCAGGGUAAUCUUCAACGUGUGGGCGAUAAUGCGGGACCCGGCGGCAUGGGAGAGGCCCGACGAGUUUGUGCCGGAGAGGUUCCUCGACAUGGCGGAUAUGGUGGACUUCCGGGGCAAGCACUUCCAGUUCAUACCGUUCGGCUCCGGCCGGCGGCUUUGCCCCGGGUUGCCGAUGGCGGAGCGGGUCGUGCCUUUCAUCCUGGCGUCGCUGCUGCACGCGUUUGAGUGGCGGCUCCCGGACGGCGUGUCCGCCGAUGAGUUGGACGUGUCCGAGAAAUUUACCACCGUCAACGCGCUCGCGGUCCCUCUCAAGGCCUUGCCCUUCGUGCUCACCUAA
Molecule: messenger RNA, 1503 nt
Organism: Triticum aestivum (bread wheat)
Lineage: Eukaryota; Viridiplantae; Streptophyta; Magnoliopsida; Poales; Poaceae
Product: cytochrome P450 76M5-like
Exons: 1
Coding region: 1-1503 (500 amino acids)
Molecular function (GO): iron ion binding; monooxygenase activity; oxidoreductase activity, acting on paired donors, with incorporation or reduction of molecular oxygen
Source: RefSeq, a predicted model, not a curated record